Molecule: messenger RNA, 1560 nt
Organism: Erythranthe guttata (spotted monkey flower)
Lineage: Eukaryota; Viridiplantae; Streptophyta; Magnoliopsida; Lamiales; Phrymaceae
Product: splicing factor Prp18 family protein
Biological process (GO): RNA splicing; generation of catalytic spliceosome for second transesterification step
Cellular component (GO): U2-type post-spliceosomal complex; U5 snRNP; U4/U6 x U5 tri-snRNP complex
Source: RefSeq, a predicted model, not a curated record
GCCCAAAAUUUACUGGACACCCAAAUCAUAAGAAAACCCUAGCAUUACUAAAUUCCCAAAUCCCAAUCUAUUGUCCGGACUGUGAAAUCAGAGGGAAAACCCUAGCGAAAAUCGGAAUCAAAUAAUGGAUAUUCUGAAGCAGGAGUUGCAGAAGAAACGGGAAAGCCUGAAGGAGGACGUCGGCGGGAAGAAAUACUUCAAGCGCUCCGAGAUCGAGCAGAAACGCCUCCAGCGUCUCCGCGAAGAGGAAAAGCGCGAGGCCGAGGCCAAAUCCCUCCGCCACAAGCAGCUUCACCAGGACCAGCAUCAGAAGAACGACCCUAAUUCGUCAUCCAACCCUAGCUCCAAGGCUGAGAUCCCCAAAUCCACCCCCGACUCCUCCUCCUCCUCCAAAGCCCUAAUCGGAGAUCAGAACAUCGACAAUCUCAAUCUCCCCAGACAAGAAGUAAUCCGCCGCCUCCGAUUCCUGAAACAGCCCGUGACUCUCUUCGGAGAGGACGACGAGGCGAGGCUCGACCGUUUGAAGUUCGUGCUCAAGACCGGAUUGUUCGAGCUGGACGACAGUGAUAUGACGGAAGGGCAGACGAACGACUUUCUGCGGGAUAUUGUGGAGUUGAAGAAGAGGCAGAAGUCCGGGAUUUCGAGCGAUAGGAAGAGGAGGUCGAGGGACAACGGAGGGGAGGAUAACGACGGUGGAGAUGGGGACAAGGAUAUGAGUGGAGAUGGAGGGUCGUCUGACGUGGAUCAUGACAAGGAUUUGAAACGAAUGAAGUCCAAUUUUGAGGAGUUGUGUGAUGAGGAUAAGAUUUUGGUGUUUUUCAAAAAGUUGUUGAAUGAGUGGAAUCAGGAGCUGAAUGAAAUGGGCGAGACGGAGAAGAGGACGGCCAAAGGGAAGUCCAUGGUGGCAACGUUCAAACAGUGUGCUCGGUAUUUGAAUCCGCUCUUUAAGUUCUGCAGAAAGAAGGUUCUUCCGGAUGAUAUUCGACAAGCGUUGAUGUUGGUUGUAAACUGCUGUAUGAGGCGGGACUACCUAGCGGCAAUGGACCAUUACAUUAGAAUGGCAAUCGGAAAUGCUCCAUGGCCAAUUGGUGUUACUAUGGUUGGUAUUCACGAGCGUUCUGCACGUGAAAAGAUUUACACCAACAGUGUGGCCCACAUCAUGAACGACGAGACGACCCGUAAGUAUCUGCAGUCCAUUAAAAGACUGAUGACUUUCGCCCAACGGCGUUAUCCAACAAUGCCGUCCAAAGCUGUUGAGUUCAACAGCCUGGCUAAUGGCAGCGACUUGCAGUCGCUGUUAGCGGAGGAGGAGAAGCUAACUCGAGGGAAGCUUAAUUCUGAGGAGAGGCUUAUGCUUAUGCCUGCUUCAAAAGAUGAUUAGUUUACAUGUGUCUAAAUGAACGGUUGAGAUUUUGCCUUGAUAAUUCUCGUGUUCUUAGUCGAACUAAGGACGAAAAGUUGGAAAAGUGUAAUGAAUGAAUUGUAUUAUGAUUUCAUGACUUUAGCUUUGUGUUUCUCACAGUGUAAAUGGAAUGAUAAUGCAUGACGUUUAUGGUUCGU